AUGGAUCACUGGCAAGGUUAUACAUGUUUGGAUUUUGUCAAACGAACAAAUCAGAAAGAUUAUGUUUAUAUUUUUAGUGGAAGUGGGUAAGUUAAAUUAUUAUUAUUAUUAUUAUUAUUAUUAUUAUUAUUAUUAUUAUUAUUAUUAUUAUUAUUAUUAAAACUACAAUUAAACUAAGGUUAAUUUACAAGGAAAUAUGCCAGUUUAGCUUUCGCUAAUCUUCCACUGGACCUUCUAAAGUUAACUGUAUAAUCAAAUAUAUUUACAUGCAGUACAAUUUACAUUUCUACAGACUACAGAAAAAAAAUGGGGCAGGGCAAAAAAAAAAUGGGGCAGGGCAAUUAUACGUACAUUCACUCAGUUGUUCUGUUCCACAAUCCGAACUGGGUAACCAUAUUAACAUUGGGGCGCUUGAUUGCCGCACUUCAGCUUUUCACGCAUCUUGAUUAGCCGCAUAUUCAUAUUUGUGAUGCCGAGCGUGAAUGUAUCAAAACAGUCAUAAAUUGCUCUUCUUCCGUCAUUCGUCUUAAGAAAUGAUAAUCGCUCAAGAAAUGAUAAUCGGAUUAUGUUUUUUCUGUAUUUUUUAUCCACGAAAGUUUUCACAUUUUUUUCAGUUGAGGGCAUCUCUUAACAUAUUAUAUCAUCAACUUAUGCAUUGGUAUGUUUUUUAAGCUCAGAAAAUCUUGAAACACUUGUGAAAAUCAAAUAAUACCGUAACAUUCAGAUGAUGACACUACUAAAUCCGGAACAAUUUUUUAACCAAUAUGAUAUCCAUAUGUUCAAGCAUAUACGCCUGUGUUCUAAAAGCUCACUCACACUUACAUUCAAAGAGUAGAGGUUCAAUCUGAGCUUCCCUUGAGUGUCAGUGCUGUUUUGGAAUAGCUGGAGGGUGAGUAGUCGCAUAUAAGGUACGAGACUACCCCCCCCCCCCAAGCUAUUCAAAAACAGCAUUGUCCCCAUUGACACUCAAGGGAAGCUCAGAUUGAAUCUCUACUCUUUGAGUGUGAGUGAGAUUUUAGAAUACAGGCGAUAGUCUUGCUUGUUUUAUCCGGCUUUUGUGUUAAAAAAUUGAUUGAUGUCAUGAAUUAUGUAAAAUUUAAACCAGUUUGCAUUCCGUGCAUGCAUUUCUCCCCAUCAGGUCACAACAAAAUUUCUUGGCAAAGAGUCAGAUUGUUUCACGCAGUUCUCACCACAAUGCAAGUAUUAGGGCCAUAGAGUACUCCUGUUCACUACAGGUAGCUCUAUUUUGGUUCGCAAUUUUUGCUUUGAGGUUAUUUUUAGAAACCUAGCACACGCGCGCUAAUUUUUAUCACGAAUUCUCAAUAGGCAAUUCCAGCUUUUAGUUUAUGCGUGCAGGGGGCGAUGGGAAGUAAGGUAUCAUAUUGCUGAUUAUGCUGAAAAAAUAAAAAUGGCGACCGUAUAAACACUGAGUGAUAGCUUAUACUUGUAAAUAUUGAAAUAUUUCGGUUGUUUCGGCAGUUUUUAUUGAAAUUUUUCAGCAUAAUCAGCAAUAUGAUACCUUACAGUACUUCCCGUCAUCCCCUGUGCGCAUAAUUUAAAAGCUGGAAUUGCCUAUUCAUGCGCUGAUUGAUUAACAUUAAAUAAUUAAUUGCAUUAUAUUAGCUAUCAGUACCGUCCUUUCAAUGUUGUGUCUGGGAAUCGUGGUCAGUGCAUUAGCAUACCUGCCGAAAUAUGGGAAUUGUUUUUAUUCCAAUUCACACAAAUGAAAAAAUCAAUAUAUUCUAUUGUAUUCGCAAAAUUGUGCGUUGACACGCGCAGUUGAAAAUAGCGAGGUUCAGAUUUGACUACCUCCACCGCUACCAUUAAGAAACCAUUAACCAAUCAAAUGCGUUUGAUAGAUCCGAUUAACCAAUCCGAUAGUGAGAGGCAGUAAAGGAUCAUGCUUUACCAUGCAAAUCUGCAAUGUCAAUUUAGCAUUUUUCAGAGUUCUACAUCCGUCUAAGAAGCUUUUCCCAUUUCACUUAUAGUAUGCGGGGAUUUAUAAUAUUUUAUAGAGGUUUUUCAAACGAAAUAUAUGAACCGACUGAUUAAUAUACAUAUUGCAUGUCGGUACAGAAGGGUGUCCGUUAUAGCCGAGAGAUGUCCUUAAAUUCCUUAAAAGUCUUAAAAAGAGGUUCGACAGUACUAUGAGUCACGGUCGAUCAAUUUAUCCUUGCAAAAACAAAUACGUAGCUAAUAUUAUUCCCAUGAGACAAUGCUGAGAACCAAACAUUUCGGCGCAAAAAGCGUAUGCUAAACUUAUAAAAAAGGAGGAAAAGCCGUGUCAUUUCUGAACAAACCUACUGUUGUUAAAUUAGUCACGGAUGGGAAGGCUUGUGAAAAUAGUUUAUGAAACAUUGCACGAACUAAACCAUUUUAACAUCGUUCGAAAUACUGCAUCAACGAAUUAAAACUUAUUUUCCAUUUGAUUUGGCCGUGGCCAUCGCAACCAUGCCGUGUUAACCGUUCAGGGGCGCAGUGGCGUAACGUUAUAUUAGGGGGGUCCCGGUUCAAAAUUUUCGAAGCCCCCCCUAGUAGAAGUGCCAAAGGCACGAGUCGAGCGCCGUAUAUGCACGAAUUUUCUAGGGGGUCCAGGGUAUGCUCACCCGGAAAAUUUUUGAGUCUAGACUCUCUGAAAUGCCAUUUCCCGGACAUUGGGGAGAGAUAUUACAGAAUUUUGAUGGUCAGAAAACAACAUUGUAACAUAUCAGAGGCCCUGGCCAAUGUUUUUGCUCUAUAUUCCGAGCCUGGGGGGCCCCAUUUGGCCCAUUGGGGUUGGGAGCCCCCGGGUUCUCCCUGUCUGAGCCCAUAGUAGUUACGCCACUGCAGGGGCGUAGCUAGCGGGGUGUGUGUGUGGGGGGGGGGGGUGUAACACCCCCAUUCAUCACAGAUUCGGCAAAUGUCUGGUAGAUUCGGCAAAUGUCUGCUGCACUCGGCAAAUUGUUUUCGGAAUUAUCGGGGAAUUGUUCAGUUUCGUGGUGAGCGAAAAUCAGUUGAGUGGCUCGGAAUAAAAAUUGAAUAAUUACAGCAACAUUUUUACUAAAUUUACGAAAAUCACGUUAAAAGUCGGGAAAAAUUACGGUAUGUCCGGAACAACGUUUUUCACCUUCAUCCCCCCCCCCCCGUCAACAAUUCUUGGGAAAAAAUAUUAAUUAGCGACUCAAUUUAAACAUUGUCGGCAAAAUGGUCCCGCAACCGUGUCCAUAGACCAUGCAAACCAUGUCAUAUUGUCCGUAUAAAUAUAUCUCUGCAAUCCGAAAACAUGAUUUGCACAGAAAGAGAGUGCAGAAAAUAGAUCAAAGCCAUUUUACUGAAAGUAGUUACACUUUAGUCAAACUUAACUGUUCAAUUUUAACUGUUCAAUUUUAACUAAACGAAUAAGACUGUAUAUAACGACUGUUCACAAUUUCAGAAUAAUUAGGAAAUAUAAUCUCCCAAAGAUUAGAUCUAAUAGAUUUAAGGACUCUUUUAUCCUUGACUAUAUGCAUCACGAAAGGAAUUAAAUAGGAAGUUAUUUUAUAUCUUGUAUAUAUAGCUUAAUUUUUAUAUAAAAUUCUAUAUAUCCAAUCAAUUGUAAUUCAGUCUUAGGAUGCAAUAAUUGAGUUAUUAAACGAUUCAUCUAUCUAUCUCUAUCUAUCUGUAUCUGUAUAUCUAUCUCUAUCUGUUUUCUAUAUAAUUAUAGGUGUUGUUCCUUUGUUGGACGACGUGGUGGCAAACAGAAACUCUCGUUAGGUCUCGGCUGUGAUACAUUCGGCAUCAUCGUGCAUGAACUUGGACAUUGCGUUGGAUUUUGGCACGAGCAAAGCAGACCCGACAGGGAUAAUUAUGUGAAGAUUUUGUACGAGAAUAUUCAUCAACAAGAUAAACAUAAUUUCAAGAAAUUGGAGGAUGAUGACAUCAAUUCACUUCAACAGGUAUUGUAUUCUAUCUUCAUUCAGAUCUAGAGCAUCCUGUGGUGGCCAAAGGAUAUCCAGAAUUGCAACUAUAAUAAACCCAAGAAUGUGGAAAUUGAUUUGCCCAUAAAUCAAGUCCCUAGAACGUAUAGUUUAUGACUAAUUGAGCGAGCUCCAUGCCACCAUGCACCUCUCUAUGGGGAAUCAGUUGCGUAAUGUAUAAUAGGUGAUGACUUAAUUGAUGAGCAGCUCAAUAUUCCAUUUGUAUGAAUUAAGGCCCAUUUCCACUUGAAAAAUUUGUAAAAUGUGAUUAAUUGGCCAACACAAAUUUUCCGUCGGAAAAAAAUUUUGAAGUUGAAAAUUUUCAACUUUUAACAAUUAUAUUUUCGGGAAAUUUUUUGUUCGUGGAAAAUUUUCUUGAGUGGAAAUGGGCCUUUAAUCCAGUUACGAGAAGCAAUCUCGGAAAGUAGCUUUCUUUUUCAUAUUGGUAUACGCAGAUAUUAAGUGAAUUUAUUGGUAUACGCAGAUAUUAAGUGAAUUUAUUGGUAUACGCAGAUAUUAAGUGAAUUUACACUUUUCUAUAGCGCUAUGAUUUCCACAGUAUAAUGCAUUAUGGCUCGGACUUCUUCGCCAAGAGAGGUGGUGUGGACACAAUAGUACCCAAACUUCGUGGGAUAAAGAAAGAAGAACUUGGAAAACAAUAUUAUUCACGUUAUACGUUUGCCCUUAGUAAUCAAGAUGUCAUUCAGACGAACCUCAUGUAUCGCUGUAAUAUAUUUAAUGGUAACUAUUUCUUUUUAUCCAGAUCCUAUCCCAGACUUCCUGGGGUCACUCUGAUUCUUGCCUUUAUUUUUUUCAUAAUCUUGUCAAGUCAACAGUUAGUACCUUGACAUUUAGAUCUCUCUUCACGCGGUCCACUCAUCUCCUCUAUGGUCUCUCACGUCCUUUGUCCUCCUUUACCUCGAGUUUUACAAUGUCAUUGACCGGUUAUCUUUCAUAUCUUAUUCCUUGUAAAUACCAUCUCGGCAAUUCACACCUCCCUCUCAACAAGUCUUCAAUGAACUAUUGAACUCAUAGGUAAAUUAAUGCAAUCCUCGAACAAAUUACCUCCACGAUCCAAUGUCUCGACAAUUGACAUUCCAUUCAUUCCAGUCUAUCAGGGACAGGGGAUGUAAAUUUGCAAGGUACUUGAGAGAUCGCCCAACGAUUCCUAAUGACAAUUUUUGCCUAAAUUUGUAUCAACCAUCUUGUUUUACAACCGUCCUGUUCUUUUCGUUUAGAAAAUGGAGGAACAAUUUUCGCGAAAUCAGGAAGCUUUCAUUCUCCGAAUUAUCCGUUACCUUAUUCAGUGUCACGUGACCGUGUAUGGAUCAUUACAAAUGGCCAAUCAAACGGCAGUUCUAUAACCUUGAGCUUUGAUGAUUUUUCUGUGGGCAAAAACGAUGGAACAGGGAUAUGCAAGAAUGAUUACUUAGAUAUCAGAAAUGGCAAAGGAUUUUUAUCACAAUAUCUCACUCAACUUUGUGGCAAUGAAAAACCUGACCCCGUCACAGUGUUAGGUGAAA
This is a messenger RNA of Paramuricea clavata, 5458 nucleotides long. The record is from the annotation of a GenBank genome assembly. Lineage: Eukaryota; Metazoa; Cnidaria; Anthozoa; Malacalcyonacea; Plexauridae.